AUGGUGGCAAUCACUAGCUCUCUACUCCUCACCCUCUCCACAUUCAUAGUCUCUUUCUCAUCACUCUACAUUCCUUCCCGCUCUUCCUCCAUAGACCCCUUCGUCUACGGAGGCUGCACACAGGAGAAGUACGCGCCCAACUCACCCUACGAGUCCAACAUCAACUCGCUCCUGACCUCCCUGGUUAACUCAGCCACCUACUCCUCCUACAACAACUACACUGUCAUGAUGGGAUCCAGCCCCCAAGACGUCAUCUACGAUUUCUACCAAUGCCGUGGCGACCUCUUCAUGCCUGACUGCGCCACCUCCGUCGCCCGUGCAGUCAGCCAAGUAGGGAGCUUCUGCCCCUACAACUCCAGCGGUGCCCUUCAGCUGCAGGGCUGCUACAUCAAGUACGACAACACCACCUUUCUUGGCGUGGAGGACAAGACGAUGGUGCUCAAAAAAUGCGGGUGGUCGGUCGGGUACGAUUCGGACGGAAUGUGCAGGAGGGAUUCAGUGUUGGCUGCUUUGGUUGGCUCCAGUGGGCCGUGUAGUGUAGGAGGGUCCGGGAACGUCCAAGGUUUGGCCCAAUGCGUUGGGGAUCUGAUCUUCACAGAGUGUCAGGACUGUGUGAUGGAGGCAAUCGGACGGGUGAAAAGUGAAUGCGGCGGUGCUGUUUACGGUGAUAUGUUCUUGGCCAAGUGUUACGCCAGGUACUCAACUGGCGGUGCUCAAUUUUACUCCAAGAUGCAUCAUGAUAAAUCUAGCAAUGAGGGUGAGAAGACAUUUGCAAUUAUCAUUGGAUUAUUAGAUGGAGUUUCUCUGCUCGUCAUCUUGCUAACUUUCGUAAGGAAGGUGUUUGGGGAAAAUGGUAAAUAAAUUAUGAAUUUACGGCAAAGUUAUUGGGUUGGUGAUUCUUUUGCUUCCCAAGUGAUUUGCUUUUGCUUCCCUUUCUUUUUUCUUCAUUAUGUCGAUUUUUCCCUGUCUAGCUUUGCACCCUUUAACAUCUUCGGUUUAAUUACUUAAUUUAUGUAUCUCUCCAAAAUGGGUGAUUUAUAGAAAAGAUGGAGCACUUACCCAUAAAACAAAGUUAAAAAGGGAGCAAGAGAAAAGGAGGAGGCAAGGAUUCCUCUAUCCCCCUCCACUUACAAAAGUUGUACGUGUUGUCUAAUAUGAAAUUCUUUUAAUUUGUAAAAGCCAAAAGAGCAGAUGAUAUUGAUUUGUGAUGUUUUAUUAUUGUGUGAUCUAUAAAAUUUCA
This is a messenger RNA of Rosa chinensis, 1240 nucleotides long. RefSeq names its product plasmodesmata-located protein 7. The coding region runs from base 1 to 861 and encodes 286 amino acids. NCBI's taxonomy places the organism in Eukaryota, Viridiplantae, Streptophyta, Magnoliopsida, Rosales, Rosaceae. The record is from RefSeq and is a predicted model, not a curated record. Gene Ontology annotation, cellular component: plasmodesma. The transcript is spliced from 3 exons.